This is a messenger RNA of Chara braunii, 2755 nucleotides long. The record is from the annotation of a GenBank genome assembly. Lineage: Eukaryota; Viridiplantae; Streptophyta; Charophyceae; Charales; Characeae.
AAAUAGAAAGAUAGUGGCCGCAAACAUUUAAGUAUGAAAGAGGCAUUACAGAGAAGUAGCGACGUGAUGCAUGGAUGGCRACAUUGCCGCAAACGGGAUGAGGAGAACGRGGAGGAAGAGGUGGAUGAAGAACGAUGUAAGGAGGAGGAGRAGGAAGAAGAACAAGACUAYGGGAAAGAGGAGGAGGAGGAUGGCGACAACGAUCAUGGCGCGACGAUGGAGGAAAAGGAGGAUGGCGACAACGAUCAUGGCGUGACGAUGGACGAGGGGAACGAGGAGGAGGAGAAGGAAAAGGAGGAGGAGAGGAAGAAGAAGAAAAGUGCUAGGGGAGGCGGCGGAGGAGGAGAGGGAGCAGAACGGAACCGCUGCGAUGGAUGCAAAUCGGGACGCCACGAGGGUGCGGAGGAGGAGGACGACGACGACGAAGAGAAGGAGGACGAUGGGAAGGAGGACGAGGAGGAGGAGGAGGAAGAAGAAGAGCAUCAAGAGGAGGAGGAGGUGGAGGGGGAAGAAGAAGAGGAGGAGGAGGASGAAGCGAAGGAGGACGCCGACGAUGGACGAGGAGGAGGAGGAGGAGGCUGUGUAACACUCCGUACGACGUACGAGGGGUUUAUCGUACAGUCGUACGUACGACCGUAUGAAUUGUCGUACGGCUUAUUAGUGCCGGAAAAGAACGGAUCGAUUUGCAUAUCCAUUGAUUAUCGCAAGCUGAAUGACAUCAUGAUUAAGGAUAUGUAUCCCCUUCCCAGGAUUGAUGAUCUGCUUUAUGCAAUUGGGUGUGCUAAUUACGUUGGUAAAUUUGAUAUUCGCGACGGUUUCCACCAUAUCCUGGUUAAGGAGGAAGAUCGGCCGAAAACGGCCUUCGUACUAUUUGAAGGCACGUGGCAGUGGGUUCGGUGUCCGAUGGGGAUUUGCAAUGCACCUGCCACGUUUCAACGCACGAUGAACGUGAUGUUCCAGAACUUCGUCAACAAGACGCGGCUAACUCAGGGAAUAAUUAACUUCUAUGUCAUCGUGUACAUGGACGACAUCCUGGUCUACUCGGAGACCUAUCAUGGGCAUGUAGAACAUAUCGAGUGGACGCUGGGAGCUCUGAGAGAUGCUAGGUUCAAAGUCGCGCUCGAAGAGAGCGAGUUUUUCCUCUCGGAAAUCUCGUUCUUGGGUUACGUGGUAACACGUGGAGGACUGCGGCCAGAUUCGAGGAAGGUUGCAGUGGUGAAAGAUGCUCCUAUUCCCACGUCAUUGACUCAGGUUCGAGCUUUCCUGGGACUAGCAUCGUACUACCGUCGUUUUAUCAAAGGCUUCUCCGCGAUUGCACGACCUCUAACAAACCUACUACGAAAGGACCAGCCCCUCAACUGGGACGCAGAGUGCGAACAGGCCUUCGCCACCCUCAAGGACGCCCUGGCAACGACACCUAUUUUGAUCCGGCCGGCAGUUCAUUCUUAUCACGGACUGGCAGCCAGAGGCGAUCUUCCCUAUUCUAGCGCAGAAGGGGAACGACGGCCGAGAACACGUCAUCGAGUACGCACACGCACGGUGCGAGACGAGCGGAGGAACGAUUCGACCCCACAGGACGAAUGCUACGCAGUGCWCURGGGGAUUYARCACUUCCAUCCGUACUUGUACGAACAWAAGUUCCUCCUUGUAACYGAUCACGAGCCRUUAUUGGYUCUCAAGAAGCUCACUAAUUACACGGGUAUGAUUGGACGGUGGGCRGUAUGCCUACCGGAGUACGACUUCGACAUCAUCCAUCGAAAGACAGAGAGGCACGACAACGCGGACGGCUUGACACGUCUGCAUUGCCCCGCCAAGUGGUCGGCUUGUCUUGAAGAGCAAGGAGGGAACAACAACCCGCCAUCGCAAGCCGAGUACCUGAACCCGCGAAUGAUAAUUCACAUCUCCUUCUUCCAGCCUCACACGGCCUUCGAAGACGAAGUACUAGCAUUCGAGGAGGAAGAAGAAGAGAACGAAGAAGAGGAGGGCCGCCUCAACGAUUCAACUAGUCGUUUCGCUACGGUAGGAGAGCGCGAGGAGUCGUCGGUGAAGGAGGAGGAAGCCAAAAUGGAGGAGAAGCCAACGUUGGCUGGCAUCGAGGUGGCCAAUGUCAACCCUUUGGGCCUGACUGCCUUUGCGCUCACUGCGUUCACCAUGUCCAUGUUCACCACGGGUCUGCUGCCGGAGUCUGUCAGCAACGUGGGCUUGGCGAUGGGCUACUUCUUCGGCGGGGCGGGCAUGCUUCUUGCGGGGGUGUGGGCGUUCUUUGCACGCAGCACCUUCGGCGCCACGGCCUACUGCUCCUACGGCUUCUACUUCCUGUCGUACACCUACUACAUGGUGGAGAURCAGAAAGACGCGGAGAACCCCGACAAGACCCACCUGGCGCUGGGCGUGUUCCUGCUGGGGUGGACCAUCUUCACGAUCUGCAUGACCAUCAUCUCCUACAGGACGUUCCGCGCUCUGUUCAUCAUGUUCGUCUUCCUGACGUUCGAUUACUUCUUCAACAUGGUGGGCGCAUGGGCGGACUCGAAGAGCGCCACCAAGGCGGGAGGCUGGUUCGGCCUAAUGGCAGCGGCGACGGCCUUGUACUGCGCCAUGUCCAUAGUCGUCACGGACACGUGGAAGGAGGAGGUGCUGCCGCUCGGGCAUUACGAAGGAUAAGCCCAACGUGCGUAAGCCUCCUAUGGGAUCAGGGCUAUCCGUCGGGCUAAAAAUAGAAUCCCAAGACGAGACUAGAGCGUCGCUAACUUGCGUA